Messenger RNA from Xyrichtys novacula (pearly razorfish), 8051 nucleotides. The record is from the annotation of a GenBank genome assembly. NCBI's taxonomy places the organism in Eukaryota, Metazoa, Chordata, Actinopteri, Labriformes, Labridae.
ACGUAUGUUACGUGGACUGUUUACCGUGUCCGGAAGUGCCGUGGCUUUUUGGCCAGACUGGAUGUUUUAUCCUUAAAGUACGCCUUACUGUUGCGUUUUCAUUCAGAUUUACCUGGAGUUCUCUAAUUGUUUACUCUUCUAGGACUUCAUAUGUUUGUCCGGCGGAAACCGAAGACUGAAAGUGUGCCGUAGUUUAAAACUCGAGCUUAGAUCGAGUUUAGCCGGCAUGGCAGAUGGUUAGCUAGCACAGCUGAUUGUCUGCCUUUAGCCUCUUUACAGUUCAGUCAAUAGAUGAUCAAAGUUUGAUUCAAAGACUUAGUUACAAACUUAAUCACAUCCGUAAACCGGUGACGGUUCCCUCUGAUCGUUCAGGUAGCAGACAUGUGUUUGGUUUUGUGGACGUAAAUCUCUUGAUCAGACUUGGGUCGAGUUGGACUUGUUGAAGAUGGAAGAUAAAUACAGCAGUAAUGUCCUGUCAGGAGGAAAACUGGGCAUGGUGGAAGUGCCCAACUCAAGGUAUGAGACUGUAUUUUCAUGUCUGUCCAGUCAAAUCACUGCAGCAGUUCAUAAACCCAGAUAUCUGUGUCCUAAAUGCGAUUUCAGAUUAUGCCACAUGUUUAUGUUGUCAUGAUUAGUGUCUUCGAUUUACAGUACGCAUCCAAAAUAUAGAUGCACUAAAUAUAUGUAUUCGUUAGAGAUAUUUUCUCCUAUAGGUAAGGUUAGGUAGACUUUAUUGAUCCCGCAUCAUACAGACAACAAACAACAUGGAGACAUCAGAAAAAAGAAACAUAGAGUCAACAUCAGAUACACAACAAACACAGUAAAGGCCAGUGAAACAUGAUUUAAAAGUGGGACAAUAAACGAUAAGGACAUGAUUAAAGACAACAAAAGCCUGAUAAAAAUGAAUAAAUACUAAAAUAAAUACCUCUACAGACUAUGCAGCAGUGCCAAUUCAGACCCGAGCAUACACUGUUAAAAAAUCUCACUGCUGCUGGAACUAAAGUGGAGCACCGAGGCAUCACAAGUUGCUCAUUAAAAGAGCUUUCAAGACCUUUGAAGACAUAGAACAAUGGAUGAUCUUUGUAGCCCAGGAUUAAUUUUAAUUUAGACCUGGUCCUCCUCUCAACAAUGGCCUCAAGAGGCUCUGGGACUAAGCCAAUAACUGAUCCGGCCCUCUUGAUCAUCUUGUUGAUCCUAUUUUUGUCGUCAGAUGAUAUGCUGCCCCCCCCUCAGCAAAGUACAGCAUUACAAAGGACACUAGCCAGAAUACUUUGGUAAAAGACAUCCAGAAGCCUAGUGCUGACACUGACAGAUCUUAACUUUCUGAGAAAGAAGAGUCUAGACUGAGUCUUCUUGAAUGGGGCCUGGGUAUUUUAUUUAUUGUCCAAAUGGACACCAAGUUAUUUACAGGACUCACCAAUUUCAAUCUGCUUGCCUUUUAUCAACAGGGGUAGGACCUACUCUUUUUUUCUGUCUAAAGUCAGUAAUUAGCUCUUUCAUUUUUUUCCUACAUUAAGCUUCAGAAAGUUUGAGUCACACCAGUUUACAAAUGAGUGGACCUCUCUACUGUAGGCCAGGUCACUGCCGUUGUUGAGCAGGCCCUAUCUGAGUCUUUGUGUUAUUACUGAAUGACUUUCUAUGUUGGAGAUAUGUAUCAUAUCCAAUGCUUAAGUUUGGGCUUUGUGAUUGAAGACAUCGUGAAAAGGCUUUAAUAUGAAUAUUGUAUGAAAUAUUUGUCUUUUUUUGUCUCUUCAGGUUAACAAGAUAUAUAGUUUUACUGGUCAUCACAAAGAUCCUGAAGGCUCUUGGGAUCUUUGAAUCUUAUGAUAUCCUCAAAGUUGUUCACAUUGUGCAGUUUAUCUUCAUACUAAAACUAGGGUGAGUAUUUGUACUUUCUCCAGUUUCAUUUGGAUUAUUUAUUUUGCCUUGAUUUUGGCGUUAUGCAUGAUUGAUUUUGCUGUAUCUCUGAUGUUGCUGAUAAAGAAAACAUGCUUACAAUGAUCCUCUCCUUUUCUCAGGAGUGCUGUUAUUUUGCUUUUCUUUCAAAAGCCCUUCUCUUCAGGAAAAGCCAUCUCAAAAAGACAGGUUUGUUGGAGUGCUUCCUCUUAAAACUGGGUGGGUUUGCUUUCACAUUUUCUUUCAGUAGUGUAUUUCUUCUUUCGGCCUAAAAGUCUUGAGUGUUGAAUAUUUUACCGACAUCAGACUGCUGCUGUGUUGUCAGAAGAAAUGUAAAAGUUAAGCUUUAUAGCAGUCUGUGAUAUUAAAAUAUUGCACCUCUGUCCUCUGUAAAGCCUCAGUGUUAACUUGAUAUGAAUUGAAUUUGUGUUUCUGUUUUCUUUGCAGUGGAUAAAGAUACUUAAACAUGCUGUGUUCAGCUGUAUUAUCUCCCUCCUGGGCUUCUUUGGCCUGACUCUCUGUGGCCCUCUGAGGUAAAAUGUCACCUUAAAUGUAUUUUCGACUCUUUGUACUGCUGUGUGUUUUUCUGCUGUCCCAAAUAAAUGUUCCUCAUAUUGCAUCAUGCAGACUGUUGUGUCGGGUGAUCUAAGUCUAGCUUGUGUCUUUCACAGGACGCUGUUACUUUUUGAGCACAGUGACGUGGUGGUCAUUGCUCUCCUUGGUGUUCUGUUCACCAGCUCAGGUGGAGGACCAUCUAAGGUAGGCGGCCACACAAUUUCCGUUCAGUAAAUUUCAAUUUAGGAGCUUUGUCUUGUUCAUGUAUCCUUUCAGUACCACAGAGGUUGUCCUCUACUUACUGACGUAGAUCUUGCUGAAUACCUAACUUGUUCCAAAGCAGGUUCUGUUCAGUUUGAGAGAUCAGUUUGUAGAAAACUGAACCAGUUUGCUCGAUCAUUGAACUCUUUGAGCUCUGUUUUUGAUCAAACUUCAAGCUCCUGAGAGGAACUUUCUGUCUGUGUUGACUUUGGCGCCCCCUGUGGACAAAGCGAUAACCCUUACGUUGUUCUCAAUUUUUUCUCAUCCUUUUGAAAGGGGUGUCAAUUGAUGCAAAAAUAAUGUUUUACUGUGAGAUUGUUCAUUUACCUCAAGUGUUUGCUGUGUAGAAAGUAGUAGUUUUUUCAUCAUACCUUCCCCCUCACAGGCAUUAAAAAUAAUCUUAUCUGCUUUAAAUACAUCAUAGAGAAGAAUCACUGUUCAUUUCAAUCUGUUUGAGACUGAUCUAAAACUCCUCAGAGGAGGAGUAAAAUGAAAAAUUAUUAUGUUGAUGGUGGAGCAACUUAGCAAGAGAAAGGCAAAGACUCUCAAACAUUUAUAUCUAAACUUUCAAAGGGUCAAGCUCACAUGUUUCUCCUCUGCUGUGUUUUGUGCCUGACAAUAAUUAAGACUGCUCGUUUUUAAAUGACUGUUUUUAACUUUCCCUGCUGUUUAAAAUGACUGUGCCACAGUGGCUGAAGUGUUUAGCGUUUCUGUUUGUUUGUGUUACUUGAAACAGACCAGAGGAGCUGCAUUAUUCAUCAUCGCUGUCAUCUGCCUUCUCCUCUUUGACAACGAUGAUCUCAUGGCGAAGAUGGCAGAGCACCGUAUCCUUUCUCGCUGACAAGAGCAUCAGUUACAGCUUGUUUUAUCCUUGUUUUUGUUUUGUUUUACUGUUAUAUCCCUGUGCUUGCUUUGUGUCCGCCUUGACUCUUCCUCUAACCAGCCGAGGGACACCACGACAGCGCGCUCACCCACUUCCUCUACACUGCCAUCGCAUUUUUAGGAGUUGCAGAUCACAAAGUAAGCAAAGCCCACUCAGUAAAUGUGAUGUUUAGAGUUUCUUCCAGAAGCACAGCUAAAUACCGGUUCUGCUUUCUUAAUGAAUUCCCUUCUGUUAGGGUGGCGUUGUGCUGCUGGUGGUCUCCCUGUGCCUGAAGGUCGGCUUCCACACGGUGUCCAGGAAACUGUCAGUGGAAAUUGGUGGUGCGAAACGCCUCAAUGCCUUAGACAACCUGGUGUCCGCUGUGGUGCUGCUGCCCUGGGUCAUAGUGCUCUCAGCGACCACAGAGGUAAGUGCAGAAUGAAACACCCUCAUGUUCAUGUCAAGGUUGUCUGUUGUCUCACAUAAUAUGUCUCUAAAAGUUAUCUACUACUUUAAGCGCUUUGGAGAAGUUAAAUAACCGAGGGAAAGUUCUUGUAUUUCAGAAGAUACGUCUGUCUCAGCUCUGCGUUCUCUUCAGUGUCCAUAUCUUUCUGUGCUUGUGUAAAAGUUCUCUCUUUUCUGAUAAAUGACUGUAGAAGAAUUAGUCUAGAUUUGUUUUUGACUGCUUGUUUUUUUCUUCCUCUCCUCCAGAGUAAAGUAGAAUCCUGGUCAUCACUCAUCCUUCCAUUCGGGAUGAUCAUUUUCUCUGUGAUGAUCCUGGAGUUUUACGUCGAGGCCAUCUGCAAUGCAAAGAUGGAGACACCGAGGUGCGCCCGCUACGGUGCCAUUGCUCUCAUCCUCAGCAGUUUGCUGCUGGCGAACUUCUGGACUCACCCGCUGACUGAUCAGCUGCGCUCCAUGAGCAAACCUCUACAACAGGACAGCACUGAGCAUGUGCUGUCUGGGGGAGUGAUCGUCAGCGCCAUCUUCUUCAUCAUGUGUGAGUUACAGAUAAGAACAUCUUCAAAUUCGGCUCAAACUUUCACCCAGACUUCAGGAUCUGUAUUCGACUGAUUUCUCUUUCUCCCUGCAGCAUCCAGCAUCCUCUCCUCCCCGUCAAGAAGAGGUCAGAAGGGAACCUUGGUGGGUUACUCACCUGAAGGAACACCUCUUUAUAACUUCAUGGGUGACGCUCUGCAGCACACGUCCCAGUCCCUCCCUCGGUUCAUCAAAGAUUCUCUGAAACAGAUCCUGGAGGAAUACGACUCCAGGCAGAUCUUCUACUUCCUGUGUCUUAACCUGGUAUGUACAGCUGUAAAGGGGAAAACAUGCAUAGCUGUCUCUUUAAGGUGAAUGUUAUUGGGAGUACAGGAAAUUGAAGUUUAUGAGACAAAGAGACAUCAGUCACACCAGCUACAAGACUGGAUAUGUUCUUUGAUUGUUUUUCCUUGGACAUUAGGGGUUUAGUGAAGCAGAAUGUAACUGACAUAAUAUAUAGAUAAAAGAUAUAUUUGAUCAUGUAAACAGAGAAACCUGGUUAUUCAUAUUCCUGUAUACAUGUUCAACACAGGUAUCCUGGUUUCUGAUCAAAUUUUCGCAGACGCCUUUGUGUUUUUAAAUACUUACUUAAAUAUACUGCAUUGAUUUAAUAAAGUUCUUCUUCUUCUUUAACCAUCUGUGGUGUAUUGCAGGCUCAGCACCUGGCUUUAAAAAUAGCAUAAUAUACAGUUAAAGAUUGGAAGCUUCACUCCUUCUUCCACACACACACACAUGCUGAGCAGCAGGGUGGUUCAGGCGAUCACAGACUGAGUUGCUGUGAGAUAAAAAGUUUUGAUGUGUCUGCCUACAUGUGAAACCUGAUUUUCCUGAUGUUGGAGUCGUGCAGUUUCUCUUUGCAUUGAUAUGACUGCAGAGAAAACUGGAGCCUCUGAUUACAGAGAGGAAACAGACAAAACGAUUGAGUCGUUAAAGACAGAUCCAUGUUAUCUCUCGUGACUUCACUGCAUUAACAAACUCUCAUUAGUGUGGGUUUGUCUCCUCUCGUAUUUUACCUGCAGCAUGUUGAGGCAUUGAUCAUGUAUUGGACUACUGUACAUCAGAGUGUGCACUGAUGAAGCUUCUUUCAGCCUACAGAUCACAAAGUUCAUGCAGAGAGACUUAGUAAACAGAGAUCAGUGUUGUAUCUGCUCGUCUCCUCACAUUAAACUUCUAAAACGUACUAAGUGCAGCUGUUACUCCAUGUCUUUCCUCCUCAGCUCGAGAUCUUCUCAUACAUGUAAUGCAGUCUUUCUCAUUCAAUAAACACAAACAUCAGACUGAUCAUAUAGAGUAUUAAAAAAAUAAGCAUCCUGCCUCUACCUGGCCUGGCUUAUUCAUCUUCUGUUCUGAUAACAAACAUUUAACAUAUUGUGCAUCAGCUUGAUAACUGAAUUGGAAUCUAGUUUUGUUUACUGAAAACAUGUGAAUUUGAGUUUUUGUCCUUGGUCAAUCUAAUUUCACUUCUUUAUCUUCCCCGCUUUAGGCGUUCACAUUUGUGGAGUUGUUGUACGGCGUUUGGACCAACAGUCUGGGUCUGAUCUCUGAUGGUUUCCACAUGCUGUUUGACUGUUCAGCGUUAGUCCUCGGCUUGUUCGCUGCCCUCAUGACCCGCUGGAAAGCCACCAGGAUCUUCUCAUACGGGUAGAGUUCAUGAAGAACACGUGAAAGGACUUUGGUUUGAGAUAUAGGAGUAACUAUCAACUAAAUGAUUAAAAUGCGUCUCUUAUUUAUUUUUGCAGCUUCGGUCGAGUUGAAAUACUCUCUGGAUUCAUCAACGGCCUCUUCCUGAUGGUCAUUGCUUUCUUUGUUUUUGUUGAGUCCGUCACACGCUUGUUGGAUCCUCCGAAUAUAAACACAGACAUGCUGACUGUAAGUAAAUUAUUAGGUGUCAGAGCUAGUGUCUGAACAUGAUGAACUUUGGAUCUUUUACGGGACACCUCAAAUUUUUCUGUCUCCUUUUUUUUCUGUCUCCUGCAGCCGGUGUCUGUCGGAGGCUUGCUGGUCAACCUGGUGGGCAUCUGUGCGUUCAGUCACGCUCACUCCCAUGGCAGUAAAAGCUGCUCGUCACACGACCACGGUCACUCACACCAUGGCCACUCCCACAGCGAGCACAGCCACGGAGGUCACGGACACUCCCACGGGGGGCAUGGACACAGCAGUCACGGGCACGGUGGACAUGGACACUCCCACGGUGGUGGAGGUGGAGGCGGAGGAAUGAAUGCAAACAUGAGAGGUGUGUACUUCAGCUGAAGACGGCUUUUGUCUUUGAAAAGCUUCGCUCAGAUGUAACGAUCGUGUUUCACCUUCUUCCAGGUGUUUUCCUCCACGUCCUCGCCGACACUCUGGGAAGUGUGGGUGUCAUCAUCUCCACCAUCCUCAUCCGUCAGUUCGGCUGGUUGAUAGCAGAUCCUAUCUGCUCGCUCUUUAUCGCCACCCUCAUUUUUCUCAGUGUCAUCCCUCUGCUUAAAGACGCCUGUGAGGUUCUUCUUCUACGAGCUCCGCAAGAAAGCGAGAAGGACCUGAACAGUGCUCUGGAAAAGGUGAGAAAACAAACCUCGCUGCAAUAAAGGAGAGUGCAUGAGGAUUUAUUCCUCCAGGUUAUUCUGUUACAUCAGAUAAAUGCAUGAUUUCUAAUUAUUACUAUAUUUAAAGGUCGAUUUCAAUCAAAAAAGAUAUUUAUAUCUUCCAUUUAUUGUCACUUUUGCACUUGACCAAAAACUCAAUUUCUUGGUAAUCUUGCAGUUUUGUUUGGUGCAUAAUCAGCUCAGAUGUAUCAGCUGCUGUAAGCUAAAAUCAGGUUUUUUUUGCUGCAAGUUCUUCUUGAAGUUGUUUUUACAUAAAGAGAUAAACAUAAAAACAUUACAUAAAACAUAAGUUGUAAAAAUAUAUAUAUUUUAAAAUCUGUGCACUGAGGUUAAUUUGUGUUGUUCUUUCAGAUUGAGAAGAUUGAGGGGGUUUUGUCGUACAGAGAUCCUCACUUCUGGAGACAUUCAGCCAACAUGAUCGCAGGGACCAUCCACCUCCAGAUCAUGUCCGACGUGGUGGAGCAGAGGAUCAUUCAGCAGGUACAAUCAAAAGAAAAGGGAUACACAUUAAACUGAAUUCAUCCUCUAGAUGUCUGCAGUAAAAAUAUGAAUAAUUUCUCUGAUUUGUAGGUGACGGCCAUUUUGAAAGACGCAGGGGUGAAUAAUCUGUCGGUGCAGGUGGAGAAGGAGGCGUACUUCCAGCACAUGUCUGGACUCAGCACCGGCUUUCAUGAAGUUCUGGCGAUGACUCAGCAGAUGGAGUCCAUGAAAUACCUGAAAGAUGGGACGUGUAUCAUGUGAAAACCAUCUGUGGGACCAAAUAAACUCGACUCUCAGUUAUUAUUAUUAUGUUCAGUUAAAUGUACAGUAUUUGUGUGUAUGUGGGUCAAAUAAAUCUGAAUAUAUUGGUUUAA